Molecule: messenger RNA, 291 nt
Organism: Cylicostephanus goldi
Lineage: Eukaryota; Metazoa; Nematoda; Chromadorea; Rhabditida; Strongylidae
Source: the annotation of a GenBank genome assembly
GGUAGUUCAUUCUACUCGUUGUACAUGACGGGGAACGACUACGUUGACACGGAACCGCUGAAGGCCAAUAUGUUUACUCUGGCAGUAGGGGAAGAGGCAUAUUCAUUUGUAGGGACUAUAGGAACAAGUUUCGGAUCUCGAUCGACGACACCUUUCAUGAACAACCUUGCUCGUAAUAUGAUAAGGAACUAUCAGACUGUGAAAGGAUUCGCCAACAGCCUGCACCCAUUCAUAGAGAUAACAAACAACACGGUAUGCUGGAGUAGCUUUACCCGCAUCAACAAGCGUUAG